Molecule: messenger RNA, 1349 nt
Organism: Podarcis raffonei (Aeolian wall lizard)
Lineage: Eukaryota; Metazoa; Chordata; Lepidosauria; Squamata; Lacertidae
Product: C-type mannose receptor 2-like
Exons: 10
Coding region: 1-1149 (382 amino acids)
Molecular function (GO): signaling receptor activity
Source: RefSeq, a predicted model, not a curated record
AUGGGACGCGUCACUUUCUUCCACCUCUCCAUUUGGGGCUUCCUGAUUGCCUGCUCCUUUCUGCAAGGGACAGAAGCAUCAGGCUGCCCUCAGAAUUGGUUCGGCUUUCAUGGACAUUGUUAUUUAUUAAGAAAAGUGAAGCGGAACUGGAAUGAUGCAGAGGCAGACUGCCAAAGGUUUGGGACUGACAGCCACCUGGCCUCCAUCCUUAACUGGGAAGAGCACAGGUCUAUAGCCAGUGCUAUAGUACAAGGCGAAGACCCUGGAUUCCACAUCUGGAUUGGGUUGUUCAGAGUCAAACGCGGUGGGAGGAUUACAGUGUGGAAAUGGACCGAUAGUGCUGUGGUCAACUAUAUGCCCUGGGGGCCUGGACAGCCUUCCUACUCUCACAAUCAAGAAUUCUGCAUUGAGUUGUACGGCGCAGAAUACAUGUUCUGGGAAGACAAUAGUUGCGAGGCAGAGAACUAUUACAUCUGUAAAAUCCCAGUGUCGUGGGGAAGCACUUUGAAAGAACAGGUGCUCCCCAAAGGUUGCUGGAAGGACAAGUCGGUUUGGAUAGACGUUCUGCAAAAGGCGCUCAUCUCAGCUUUUGUUCCUCUUGUUCCUUCCUUCCUCUCUCCACCACCCAAGGUCCUGAUCCUGAUGUCUCCGAUCUCCUGCUUCCACUGUGUCCUCCUGGGUCUCCUGGCCACUGGCUUCUUCCCGCGAGGCACCGAGGCGGUUGAGUGUCCCACCGGCUGGCUGCUGCAUGGAGCCUACUGCUAUGGAGUCUUCAGCACUAAAUUAUCCUGGAAAGAUGCUGAUGAGGACUGCAUGGCUUACAACAAGCGAGGACACCUGGCCUCCAUCCUCUCCUCGUCUCAGGGUGCGAUGAUCAGCAGCCACCUUCAGACCCUGGAGGACGAAGAGGAUUUUCCGACCGGUAUCUGGAUUGGAAUGCACGACCCCAACAAGAAGGGAUAUUGGAAAUGGGCAGAUCUUUCGAUACUGAACUAUUCACCUUGGAGUAAAGAGGAGGUUUUGCCUGAACCUGGUACCCCGACAAAAGGAGGCUGCGUCUACCUGUCUGCCAGAACAGAUUUUGCAAAAUUUCACAUUGCACCAUGCUCAGAAAAGAUGAGGUACAUGUGCAGGAUGACGUUCGGGUGAAAGCAGCUGUCUGACUGUGUCUGCAAAGGACCCCUGGCAUCAGAAAAGCAGCAUUUGGAGAGUCCUUGGACAAGAAAACCGGCAAAGAAUGGCCCCUUCCCAACUCCAGCACACCAGGCCCCUCUCCUUAUCAUCAUGGGGGUUAUGGUGAGGCAAACUGGCUCCUGCUGAACCCAAUAAACCAUGUUUUGGCCAUUCAA